CUAACUCCGUUUUCCGCGCAUGCGCAGCAGCUCGGCUGGCGAGGCAGAAGCUCCCGAGCGGACGCUGCCGGCGAGGAUGGUGCUGGAAAGUGUAGCCCGCAUCGUGAAGGUGCAACUCCCCGCCUAUCUUAAGAGGCUCCCAGUCCCGGAGAGCAUUACGGGGUUUGCCCGGCUCACAGUUUCAGAAUGGCUUCGGUUACUGCCUUUCCUCGGUGUACUUGCACUACUGGGCUACCUUGCAGUUCGUCCAUUCCUCCCAAAGAAAAAACAGCAGAAGGAUAGCUUGAUUAAUCUUAAAAUACAAAAGGAAAAUCCCAAAGUGGUGAAUGAAAUAAACAUUGAAGAUUUGUGUCUUACUAAAGCAGCUUAUUGUAGGUGUUGGCGUUCUAAGACGUUUCCUGCCUGUGAUGGUUCACAUAUUAAACACAAUGAAUUGACAGGAGAUAAUGUGGGCCCGCUAAUACUGAAGAAGAAAGAAGUAUAGUAGUAGUGAAUUAGGAUUAAAUUCAGUGGUGUGCUGUAAAAUCUUAUAAUGUUAUUUUUUCAUUCUUUGUGUAUAGGUCUUUCAAAUGGUGGUCUUAAUUAUUACUACUGAUUGAGUAAUUGUUUGUGCCAAUUUAUUUUCUUGCUACAGUACUGUUUAUAUUUGAUAUUCCAUAUACUCAAUCAUUUAUAUAGAAAUUAAAUUGUGCAACCCUUUUAUUAUUAUGUCAAAGGAUUAAUGUAUCUUUCUACAAUAAAACCAACACUUCUGAUUUUAAUUAAUUGAGAAAAAUAUAAGUUUUAGGCAAUGAAUCCAAAAGUAUUUCUUUGAAUAUCAAUAUUUUUCAACGGAAUGUGUAAUUUAAAUUUUUCUCCCUACUCUAUUAAAUAUGUUAUUUUACAGUUCUCUUAGGUUUUGAUUAUUUGAAGAGUUUGUUUAUUUUCCAGUCUUCUACCCUCCAUUCUUUUAAGAUUAAUAAGAAAAAUAUUGCUAUCAAGAAUUAGUUGAGUUUUCAAAGAGGUAAAAACUCUUUGCUUUAUAGAGAUUGUUGACUAAUAAAUAUAAAUAUCCCCAUUUCAGGAAAGACAUGAACUGGAUAUAAAAAGUUCCAACAAGGAACACUUAUUUACAUUAGACAAGUUGUAUUUACUUUGCAGUAGGCUUGUUUGCAUCUGUUUAGGCAAUGCUGUGUAUCUUGAACCAUUUGACUCAUUGAUGGGGUGGAGUGGCAGGAACACUUACACCUCAACUCCUGAGCUGCUGAAAUGUGAAGGUCAAUUAGAAAUAAACAUUAAAAUAAUAAGUAGUCAUCGAAAUUGUGUUUAUGUGAACAUUUUCCUCUUUAUAACAGUGUAAACCAAUAAACAGGAUACAGAGUUUGCAAAAUAAACUUACUGGAGAAUCUUUAAAA
Molecule: messenger RNA, 1394 nt
Organism: Phyllostomus hastatus (greater spear-nosed bat)
Lineage: Eukaryota; Metazoa; Chordata; Mammalia; Chiroptera; Phyllostomidae
Gene: CISD2
Product: CDGSH iron sulfur domain 2
Exons: 3
Coding region: 20-484 (154 amino acids)
Biological process (GO): regulation of autophagy; autophagy of mitochondrion
Cellular component (GO): mitochondrial outer membrane; intracellular membrane-bounded organelle
Molecular function (GO): 2 iron, 2 sulfur cluster binding
Source: RefSeq, a predicted model, not a curated record